AUGCAGCAGUCUGCUAUAGAUGCUAUGUGUUCAAGGCCUGAUCUUAUUUCGACAACGAGGUUGAGAAAGUACACCGCUACAGUAACCCAGAUUCUUGGCUUAAAAUCUGGAGAGCUCGAGUGGCUGGGUAACCACCUUGGACACACCGUUGAAAUUCAUAAGGACUCGUAUCGCCUCCAUGAAUCAACUAUUGAAAUGGCCAAGGUUUCGAAAGUUCUCUUGGCAAUCAAAAGUGGAACAGCACGGAACUUCAAAGGAAAAUCAUUAGAUGAAAUAGAACUUGAUGAUGUAAAGCUACCAGAGGACAACAACGAUGACGGUAGUGAUGAUGAGUUUGGAGUUGGCAGUUUAGACAACAGCGGCGAGGAACGAAUGGAUGUAGCAGCAGUAUCUCAUGAGCCUUCCAGCAAAGAAAAAAAAGGGAAGAAGAGAAAACCACCCAAGUGUGACAAAAGGGAGAAAGAUUCAAAGAAGUGUAAAGUACAAGAACCGAAAGCUUCAAAAAGUCGUCCUAAACGAAAGAUCAAGAAAGUGACAAAUUAUGACAUGUCAGAAGAAACAUCACAAGACGAUUCUUUUCUAGAUGAGCAUUACGUAACUGAAUCAGAUGAUGAGUCAAUCACUGACUCAGGUCAUGAUAGUUUGCUGUCUGAAAAGUCAAAUACUAAAGUGUCAAAAUCAAAGAAAUCUUGGAUUAAAUGGUCCAAGGAAGAAAUACAUUUCCUACAGAUUGGUUUCCAACGAAACAUCAUGAAUGGCAGGGUUCCUCGUAAAGCAGAUGCUGAACGUGUCAUGGAUAAGUAUCCAACGUUGAAAAAGCGGACAUGGACACAAAUCAAAAGCAAGGUGCAAAAUCUGAUCAAACAAAAAGAUUCGAUUCGAGGUGCUCUUUUGGAAAAAGCUAAAGAUAAAAUGUAGUUUUUUGAGCUUCAGCUUUUAAUCUAGAAACCAAUCAUUGAUGUAGAGUUUGAUGUUCCUUUACCUACACUGGACCAUUUUUUUAUUGCAGUUGAACAGAUAAUGAUAUAGCAACGAUAUACAUAUGUAACGCAUUUACAUUCUAAAACAUUAGGUCAACUAUUUUGCGAAUUAAGGCUCAUCAUAGCUAAUGAAUCUAAUAACCAAUUGUGCAGGCAUGACACACCAAGUUGAAAUAUUUAUUUGAAGUGGCAUAAUGUUCUUAGGUCUAUUUUAGGAUUGUAAUCUGUGCAUGCAUGAAAUUUAUUAUCAAUUUGCAUUGUUUU
This is a messenger RNA of Lineus longissimus, 1244 nucleotides long. RefSeq lists its product as uncharacterized. The transcript has 3 exons. NCBI's taxonomy places the organism in Eukaryota, Metazoa, Nemertea, Pilidiophora, Heteronemertea, Lineidae. The coding region runs from base 1 to 918 and encodes 305 amino acids. The record is from RefSeq and is a predicted model, not a curated record.